AUGGGAUGUUCCAAUAGAAGUAUUGAAGGAUUUAUUUUAUUGGGUUUCUCAGAUUGGCCUCAACUGGAACCAGUCCGUUUUGUCCUUAUUUCAAUUUUCUACUCUUUAACUCUCCUUGGCAACUCCACCAUCAUCGCCCUUUCUGUCCUGGACCCUCAGCUGCACACACCCAUGUACUUCUUCCUGUGCCACCUCUCCUUCCUGGACCUCUGCUACACCACCAGCACUGUUCCCCAGCUUCUGAUCAACCUCCAUGGGCCAGACCACACCAUCACCUAUGGAGGCUGUGUGGCCCAGCUCUUCAUCUUUCUGGCCUUGGCAUCCACUGAGUGUGUACUCCUAGUGGUGAUGUCUUUUGACCGCUACGCUGCAGUCUGCCGUCCACUCCACUACACGACCAUCAUGCAUCCCCAGCUCUGCCAAAUACUAGCUCUAGUCACCUGGCUGGGAGGCUUAGUGAAUUCUCUGAUUCAGACAAGCCUCAUGAUGGCCAUGCCUCUCUGUGGUGUCCAGAUCCUCAACCACUUUUUCUGUGAGAUGCCUGUCUUCCUAAAGCUGGCCUGUGCAGACACCAAUGGGACAGAAGCCAAGAUGCUUGUGGCCAGAGCCAUAAUCUUGGUGGUUCCUGCAGCACUGAUUGUAGGCUCCUAUGUCCACAUUGUUCGGGCUGUGCUCAGGGUCAAGUGCAUGAGUGGGAGAAGGAAGGCCUUUGGGACUUGUAGGUCCCACCUCCUGGUGGUUUCUCUCUUUUUUGGCACAGGUAUCUACACAUACUUGCAACCUAAGAGUAGUUAUUCUGAGAGUCGGGGCAAGUUUGCUGCUCUCUUUUACACAAUAGUUUCCCCCAUGCUCAAUCCUCUGAUCUACACCCUAAGGAACAAGGAUGUGAAGGAGGCUCUGAAGAAGGUGUUAGGAGUAGUCAGUGACUCAGGGUAA
Messenger RNA from Erinaceus europaeus (western European hedgehog), 936 nucleotides. Its product is annotated as olfactory receptor 2Y1B-like. Gene Ontology annotation, cellular component: membrane. Gene Ontology annotation, molecular function: G protein-coupled receptor activity; olfactory receptor activity. Gene Ontology annotation, biological process: G protein-coupled receptor signaling pathway. The transcript has a single exon. Bases 1 to 936 code for a protein of 311 amino acids. The record is from RefSeq and is a predicted model, not a curated record. Lineage: Eukaryota; Metazoa; Chordata; Mammalia; Eulipotyphla; Erinaceidae.